Molecule: messenger RNA, 755 nt
Organism: Phycomyces blakesleeanus NRRL 1555(-)
Lineage: Eukaryota; Fungi; Mucoromycota; Mucoromycetes; Mucorales; Phycomycetaceae
Exons: 3
Coding region: 30-644 (204 amino acids)
Biological process (GO): cytoplasmic translation
Cellular component (GO): cytosolic large ribosomal subunit; ribosome
Molecular function (GO): RNA binding; structural constituent of ribosome
Source: RefSeq, a predicted model, not a curated record
UACAUAUCCUCCAAAGGGUUUAGUUAGUCAUGGGUGCCUACAAGUAUAUCGAGGAGCUCUACAAGAAGAAGCAGUCGGAUGUCUUCCGUUUCUUGCUCCGUGUCAGAUGCUGGGAGUUCAGACAAAUGAACGUCAUCCAUCGUGCAUCCCGUCCUUCCCGCCCCGACAAGGCUCGUCGUCUCGGUUACAAGGCCAAGCAGGGCUUUGUUAUCUACCGUAUCCGCGUCCGUCGUGGUGGUCGUAAGAGACCCGUCCACAAGGGUGCCACCUUCGGUAAGCCCGUCAACGAGGGUGUUAACCAGCUCAAGUACCAGCGUUCCCUCCGCUCCACCGCUGAGGAGCGUGUUGGUCGCAAGUGCGCCAACCUCCGUGUCUUGAACUCUUACUGGAUCAACCAGGAUGCCACCUACAAGUACUUUGAGGUCAUCCUUGUCGACCCCUCCCACAAGGCCAUCCGUCGUGAUCCCCGUAUCAACUGGAUCGUCAACGCCGUUCACAAGCGUCGUGAGGCUCGUGGUCUCACUGCCAUCGGCAAGAAGAGUCGCGGUAAGGGCAAGGGCCACCGCUUCACCAAGACCAAGGGUUCCGGUCGCACUGCCAACUGGAAGAGACGCAACACUCUUUCCCUCACCCGUUACCGUUAAAGGUCUCGGCAUUAGCGCCAACCUUAAUGUUAUAUUUUCGUUUGUUUUCUCACUCGAUAUUUUCUGUACUGAAUACACGACAUUGGUGAACUCAAACUAUUGGUUAUUAUU